Sitophilus oryzae (rice weevil) is the source of this 2485-nucleotide messenger RNA. RefSeq lists its product as uncharacterized. Lineage: Eukaryota; Metazoa; Arthropoda; Insecta; Coleoptera; Curculionidae. The record is from RefSeq and is a predicted model, not a curated record. The transcript is spliced from 3 exons. The coding region runs from base 240 to 1556 and encodes 438 amino acids.
AUCAAAAUUCAAAAAAAGUUUGGCAAUAUUGCCCAAAUAUUUUAUUGGGAGAGAGAGAGAGAGAGAGAGAGAGUCAGAUGCGGGAUAAAAGUUGCAGGAUUUUGAAUUGCCGUCAGGUGUUCGAAAAAAAGUAAAUGCGCAAACUCAUAAAACUUAUUUGACUUUGACAUCGUUUUUGGUCGGGGAUUCCCAUUGUAUUUACAUUUACAUUAAUGUUAACUAAAAGUGAAUUUUAAAAAAUGAGUUCUUCAAGAGAUACUGAGAAUGUGGAAUGUGAUAGCAGUUCUGUUAUCUGUGGUGAUAACGAGCCGAGAGAGCCACCAAAAAAGAGAAAAAUACAAAAGGAUAAAAUGUUUAAAACAUAUUUGUUAGAUGAUCCGUUAUUUAAACCUUGGCUAUUGGCUGAUAUUAAUUCGAAAUACAAAGCAAGAUGUAAAGUUUGUAACGUGAGUAUUAAUUCCGGAAAAAGCGAAUUGCAAAAGUAUGCAGCAACCCGCAAACAUAUAGACAAAAUGAAAACUGUAAAAGAGACUAAAAAUAUAGUUCAAAUGUUUGCAGCAAAUAAGGAUAAUAUUCACAAUUCCAAUGUGAAAAAGGCGGAACUUAAAUUAGCUGCUUUUUUUGCUGCAAAUAAUGUGGCAUUUCGAUUAAUUGACCAAUUAGACCCAAUUUUGAAAGAGAUAUUUCCUGAUAGUAAAAUAUGUCAAGGCAUAAGUUUAAAACAAACUAACUGUACGGAGAUUAUAAGAAAUGUUUUAUGUAAAAAGGAAACAAAUGAUUUAAUUAGUUACCUGAGAAAAAUACAGUUUUCCGUAUUAUUAGACGAAUCAACAGAUAUUGGGGAUUUUAAAAGUUUGGCUGUUCUCGUUCGUUAUUCAAAACUUGGACGAAUAGAGACUAGACUUCUAGAGCUGAUACAAGUAGAUGCAAGAGAUUUAGGAGCAACACAUUUAUAUGGGGUUUUUAAAGUUUGUUUGGAGAGACAUGAAAUACCCUUGAAAAAUAUAGUUGGUGUUGCAUGUGACGGUGCCAGUGUGAUGGUGGGGAAGCAUCAUUCCUUUUUUAAAUUAUUACAGGACGACAUACUCCAUGUAAUUUUAUUAAAAUGUAUAUGUCAUUCUGCAGCAUUAGUGGCGUCUAAUGCUUGUUCAUUUCUUCCUCGAUCUGCGGAGGAAUUACUGCGCAAUGUAUAUAGUUAUGUAUCAGGAAGUGCAAAACGGUCCGCACAAUUACAAGAAAUGCAAGAGUAUUUUGGAGAAAAGAAACAUAAAAUGCUAAAAUUGGCAACAACGAGAUGGCUAAGCAGGUUUGAAUGUGUAUGUCGUGUACUUGAAAACUGGAAUACUCUAGAAAAUUAUUUUACUAUUGCAGUCUAUGAAGACAAAUUAAAAAGUGCCGAAUUAAUUCUUAGGGAAUUAAAAAAUGUCUAUACCAAGGCAUACUUAUUAUUUUUAAAGUAUACUCUAAAAAUCUUCAAUACCUUUAAUACUCUUUUCCAAAACAGAAAACCGCUUAUUCAUGUGUUAUAUACUGAGUGUAUCAUGCUAAUGAAAUAACUAUGUCGAAAUUACAUCCAACCAGCAGUUCUCGCCGAAGCAGAUCUAUCCAAACUGAAUUUAAAAAACCCUAGAAUAUUUUUGUCAUUGGAAGAAAUAUACUUAGGGGCAGAAUGUUCCGAACUUUUAAAAACCACCCCAGUAGAAGGCAAAGAAACAUUUAUUAAAAACUGCUUGAAUUUUUACAUUGAAGGAGCAACAGAUCUACAGGAAAGGCUACCUGAAGCAAUAUUUAAAAAUAUGGCAUUUCUUAAUCCUACUGUUGCUUUUAAUAUAGAUGCUUCAGCAAGAAAUAUUAAUUUUGAAGAACUAAUUAAUAAAUUUUGAAGUGUCAUUAACAUUGAUAAAAGUGACUUGGAAGUUGAAUGGAGGAAUUUAAUCGAUGUUUUUAGUGAAGCAGAGAUGAACAGAUUAAAAUCCUUGGAAAUAGAUAAAAUAUGGUUAGAAAUAUCUUCAAAAAAACGUUUUGAUGAUACUCUCGCUUUUCCAAAUUUAUCACAACUUGCUAACACACUUUUAAUAUUACCCCAUUCAAACGCCGAGGCAGAGCGUAUUUUUUCAAUUGUCACCGACACGAAAACAAAAAAAAAGGAAUAGAUUAGCGGAAAAGUCCUUAAAUUCCAUAUGUGUAUUCAGAAGUGCUUUGCAAGCUACGGAAAAUGAUGUACGGCAGUAUCAGAUAACGGAGGAUCUUCUGAAAUUACAUAACGUAAACAUGUAUUCUUUUAAGAACAAAAAUUCAUAAGUUUUUACUAAUUUGUUAAUUUCCUAUUUUCUGUAGGUAUUCUGUAUUAAUUUAUUUUGUUAGUUGUGUUUAAAUUUAUAUAGGAUGUUUUGUUUGUUUUUAUUUAUGUAUAUGUGUUUAUACUGUUUUAUGUUUUGAGAUUUUAUAAUGCAGAAUAUACAAUAAAAAGUGGCAAUUUUGUAUA